CCCCGACACAAUCUAAAUCUCGAGCUCCCAGUCAGUCGCAAUCGGAUUGUGUGCCUGUUUGCUUCUUGUUAUUGCUGUAGAAUCUGAAAGUUGUUACUCCAAGAGGGUAUUUUUAAAAUCUAUUCUGGAAGAAUGGCCUACUUAUGCACUUUUGUGUUUUUGCUCUGCCCUUUCUUGUUGUUUGGUACUCCAUGGGAAAAUCCAAAUCCCAAGUCUCAGGUUGAGUACAUCCCAAACUACAAAAGUGAGGAAGUUACGAACAUCAAACCCGUUAUCGUGCCCAUCACGCGGCCGCCGGUGGUGACUCAAACCGCACCUCCUCCGCCGGCCGAUUCCAAGAAAUUCGCAUACAAUCCGAACACUCAGAGCUGGACGAGGAUUUUCCCGGGCGAUCCGCUUCCCAAUGAGGAAACUCUUGUGUGGAACCAAUCCAAUGACAAAUGGCUCACUCGCUAAACGUUUCAGCAAUCGAUUGCUAUUUUUUCUGAAUUUAUGCUUUAAUUGUUAACAACAAUAAAACUAAAUCGGAACUGGA
Molecule: messenger RNA, 535 nt
Organism: Drosophila biarmipes
Lineage: Eukaryota; Metazoa; Arthropoda; Insecta; Diptera; Drosophilidae
Exons: 2
Coding region: 133-456 (107 amino acids)
Source: RefSeq, a predicted model, not a curated record